Heterotrigona itama is the source of this 1873-nucleotide messenger RNA. Lineage: Eukaryota; Metazoa; Arthropoda; Insecta; Hymenoptera; Apidae. The record is from the annotation of a GenBank genome assembly.
CUGUAUUCACAGAUGCUCUCUUUCUUUUCGAAGCAGGGAGACGUGGUCUGGCGAUGCUCCUGUCAUGUGCAGGAUGCGAGAAACCAAUUAUGGAUCAGUACCUGCUGAAUGUUUUGGACCGAGCAUGGCACGUCGAGUGUGUCCGCUGCUUCGAUUGCAGAACCACGUUGCAGGACAAGUGUUUCUCCAGGGAAGCGAAGCUGUUCUGCAGAGAGGAUUUCUUCAGGCGAUACGGUACGAAAUGCAGCGGUUGCCUCCAAGGGAUAAGCCCCCAGGAUCUCGUGAGGAAGGCGAGGGACAAGGUUUUCCACCUGAAUUGCUUCACCUGCCUGGUCUGUCGGAAGCAGAUGAGCACCGGAGAGGAGCUCUACGUCCUGGACGACAACAAGUUCGUCUGCAAGCAGGACUACCUGUCGGGCAAGCCGCUGCCGGAUACGCAUCACGUGCACGGUCAUCAUGAAUCGUCCAACCUGUCGACAGGAGGAGACUCGUUGAUGGGUUCAGGGUCGGAAGACGAGGACGAAGACGGUAGUAGUCACCAUCAUCACGGUGGUGUCGGUGGCUCUCAUUUGGGGCCUCAUAAUCUGGGUCCAGGUGGUCCUGGUGACCAGACGGUUGGUCACACUGGCGAUCUACCUCUUGGAAGCGAUCCUUGCAAGCAGGAGGACUCCGAGGAUCAAGGUUCCCUGGACGGAGAUCCCGAAACGAGGGAUAGCCAAACGGAGAACAAAAGUCCAGACGGUGGUGCCGGUGGUGGUAGCGGCGACGGUGGUGCCGGCUCGAAGAGGCGAGGCCCGAGAACCACCAUAAAGGCGAAACAGUUGGAGAUUCUCAAGUCUGCCUUUUCGUCCACUCCGAAACCCACCAGGCAUAUCAGGGAACAAUUAGCGAAAGAGACUGGCUUGCCCAUGAGAGUGAUACAGGUUCAUAUUCAAAAUUUCAUUCUUCCUCUAUGCUUGUUCGGCCGUGUCGGAUGUUCGCAGGUCUGGUUUCAAAAUAAGAGGAGCAAAGAGCGUAGGUUAAAACAACUGACGUCGAUGGGCAGGAGCCCGUUCUUCGGCGGCUCCAGAAAAAUGAGGGGCUUCCCCCUGAACCUGAAUCCCGGUGCUUUGGGCGGCGAGGACGGACCGCCGCCCGGUUUUCCAUAUUUCGGCGCGGAGAAGUUCGAAUUCGGUUACGGCGGGCCCGUGGCAUUUCACCAUGAAUUCUUUGGUGCUCAUCCGCCCCCUCAUCCACAUGGACCGCCCUUUAGCGGACCAGGCAAUCCUGGUUUGGACCCGGCGAGUUUAGCGGGUAUGGCGGCCGCAGUGGCGGUGACAGGGGAAUAUCCACCUCCGGGUGCGGGAGGUGGCCCUCCGGAAUUUCUCACGGGCCCUCCUGGACAGGGGCCCCCUGCACCUUCUAGCGGUAGUCCUGGAGAGUUCCUAGCACCUUCAGGUGGAGCACAGGGUAAUCCCAGUGCCGGUGGGAAUGGUGGCGGUCCAGGUGGCGGCGGCGGCGGGGGUGGGUUCCUGGAGCCGCACCAGAUGCAGAGCGAAGGGCUGGCCUGGUAGUACGAGUUUUAAUUAACGUUCAUUUCGUUCGCGUUUUGUUGCUUUCCAUCGGCCGAGCGAAAAUCGAUCGGGUUUCGACGAAAAAUCGACCGGUCGGCCGCCUCCCACCCUGAAACGGAGAGACCGUUCCGGCUCCAGAGACUUUUGUCCGCGAACGAGAGAAUGUGACGAAAGUUCGUUCCGUUCACGUUCGAGCCACGACGACUUUCGCAUCCUUGUAUGUACGUUACGUUUCUGUAAGAUACGCAUACGAUAAGACGAUCGAUCGUUUAGCUUCGUUUUUUUCACGGUUAUCAUUGUCAUUAUUAACAUUAUUAUCU